Molecule: messenger RNA, 2402 nt
Organism: Magallana angulata
Lineage: Eukaryota; Metazoa; Mollusca; Bivalvia; Ostreida; Ostreidae
Product: multiple epidermal growth factor-like domains protein 10
Exons: 6
Coding region: 190-1851 (553 amino acids)
Source: RefSeq, a predicted model, not a curated record
AAGGGUUCUAGUUUAUAUAUGUGCAGUUUUGUUUUCAUAUCCGUUAAACUUUGGAAGGUAUUACAUACAUGAUAAUUUGUGAAUAGUUUAACAUGAUUUAGGAAUGAUACUUUAACUUUAUGAAGUGAAAAUAGAUAUUCAGGAGGCUGGAUUGUCAACAACGUACCAAUUAGAACUAUCUAAAAGAAGAUGAUGUCGAUUGCUUUCCUGCUAAUAUUUCAAGUUUUCUUUGUUUCAAAAGUUAUUCAUGGCCAAUGUACUAGCAAUGGUACAUGCGUCUGUCACUGUGGCAACUGUACUUCUGGAUGUGACGCCUGUUUACCUGGAUGGAGCGGAUCAAUAAUCAAUCAUUGCCAAAAAUCUAACACUUUUUACGACAAAGCUUCUGAGAAUACAACACUUUUGGAUGGCGAUUUUGAUACUUAUGUUGAGGAUAACAGCAUUCCUCCAUAUAUACGCGUUGAAUUCCAAACUAUUUUCGAACUUCGUCAAGUUGACGUUACCCUUGAACUUGCAGAAAAGAUUAUGUACACGGUGUAUGUUAAAUCUGACCCAUAUAGAAGAUCUGAGUCGAUAAUAUGUAGCAGCUUCACAAGUGGAUAUGUCAGCAUGAAGAAAACUGUCACCGUCACGUGUAAUACACCUCUUCAAGGAAAGUUCAUUGAAAUUGUUGCAUCGAGUUUACCAAGAACAACCCUAAAAGUGUUCGAAAUUGAGCGGUUCGAAUGUUCAAAUGGCACGUACGGCGAAAAUUGUUCCGGGAUUUGCUCAGCAGGAUGUAACAAACAGUGUGAUAAAGAAACAGGUGACUGCGUUUGUAAAAUUGGUUACUGGGGAAGGUUUUGUAACAGGACAUGUCCAUUGCAUUGUAUUAAAAACCUGUGUGACUCGAAUACAGGCGAUUGUUACAGCUGUAACAACGGAUAUUAUGGAGUGAAAUGCCAAGACCGUUGUGCUGUGGGGUGUCUGGAGUCUUGUAACAUGGCAUCAGGCUUAUGCUUUUGUAAACCGGGCUUUUAUUCGGCAAAUUGCUCGUUGCAAUGUCAAUCAAACUGUGCACAGAAUGAGUGUCUUCAAGAAACGGGGCACUGUAGUAGGUGUGAAAAUGGAUGGUUUGGUGUAAAAUGUGAAUCAAAUUGCAGCCGUUGUGGGGGAAACAGUUCGUGUGACAUUAAAACAGGUGAUUGUUAUUUGUGCUCUGUAGGGUAUUUUGGGAACUCGUGCAAUAAGAAAUGUAACGAAUUUUGUGACUCAAGUAAACCAUGUAACAAGAUUACUGGAAAAUGUCAGAACUGUAAACCUGGUAGAUAUGGAGAAUAUUGUACAGAAUUUUGUAGCAGAACUUGUAAAAACUUGAAAUGUUUUAGCAAUCAAUCAUGCGUGAAUGGGUGUGAAGAUGGUUUUUUUGGUAGUCACUGCGAUAGUCCUUGUAGUGCCGCUGUUCCAAGUUGUAACCAAUGUGAGCUCGUCAACAAUGUUCCUGUUUGUCAACGUUGUGCUGAUCCAUUGUAUCUAGAUGGAUCAGCUUGUUUUGAAUGCCCUGACUAUUGUUCAUCUUGUAGCUCAAGUGUAAAAUGUCUGGAGUGUAAAACUAAACGUUUCUAUGGCGACACUUGUAACCUAACAUGUAACAAAGAUUGUCUGAACAGGACAUGCGAUAUAACAGGCCAUUGUGUACAUGGAUGUGACGACGGCAAAUAUGGCAGUAGAUGUGACCAGGAUUGUCCGAGCGGGUGCAGGACUUGUCACAAUUCAUCCGUGUGUUUUGAAGGUGAGAAUGGUCAUGAGAAAUUAUGUAAUAAAUGUUCAAGAAGAAAAAAAUUGAUUUUAAACUGCAAAUCUUAUACGUAAAUUCUCCCAAUAAUUUUCAUUUUUUCGCUUUUAUUAUGAAUAUGCAUUCUCUAUCUAUGUAUAACAAAUCUAAAAAAUUUAUAUGCAUCAUAUCUUUUGACAUCCUAUAUCGAAUUCAAACGUAAGAUAAUGAGAAAAUGUUUCUAUAAGAACAUUUCUUAGCUUUAUCAAAUUGGUCUUUACGGACGAUAUAACAUUAUCGCGCAAUAUUUGAAUUCUUCGACGCGUGGCUUUACAACGUGUUUGGUAUAGAUAGUAUGACUGUACAGAUAGAGAAAAUUUCAGGUAUGUAUUAAAACUGCUGAUCCGAGGUAAGUUUAACAAUGAAAUUCUUUUUUAUUCAAUGUUCACUACCUUCAUAACCCGUAUAAAUAAUAACAUUUUAUCUUUAUAUUUACAUAUCUCAAUGUUUUAUAUGGCAAGUCCUGACAAUCUUUAUUUACCCAUUGUUGAGUGUUUUGGUAAGGAUGAUUUGCAUAAUUUUCUAUCCUAAAUAAAAAAGUUUCCAGCAACGAAAACGCGCGUCUAUGCGUAAGGAAAAAAAAGGUCAC